AGUUUUGGAAAGCGAAUCCAAUCAAAGAUCAACAUAAUCUUGAACAGUUCUAGUAUGGGUGGUACUGCCCCUUUGGUUAACCAUAAGUCUAAGUCUAGAUCCGUUUCAUUGGAUAAAGGACAUUCUCAAUUGGGUAGUAUGAGUGGCCCUGGGGGUCCUCAAUCAUCCAUGAAUGGUGUUGGUGGCCCCGGUGUCAAUGCUGGAAUAUUUCAACAGAAUAUGAGCUCAAAUGGGGAAUUCACUGUGAAUGAGACUUUUGGUAUGAAUCAACCAUUCCAUCAAAACUACAGAUCUCUUAGUAUUUCAUCGACUCCUUCAAACUUGGAGUAUCCACAUCAGCACCAGCGCCAGCAGUCCAACCCGAGAAACUUUUCCUUGCCUUCCAAUUUAUACAAUUCCAACAUGGCUGGCCCAAACAGCCACAUUCCUGGCCCGGAACCUACCAAUAACGGAAUGCAAAUGAUGGCCCACAUGAACAACAAAGUUCCCAAUUUUAAUUCUAAUGACUACACGAUCAACGAGUAUCCAUUUGGAUUCCCUGGUCAAGCAGGACUUUCACAACGAAACGUUACUACCAAUGGUCCAACCCACCAAUACUCGUUUAGCAAUGGUAGUCAAAUGGAUGGUUCCAACCAGCUGCUUCAACACCCAGCUCAACAUCAUCACCAUGUAUCCAUUUCAGGAUCCAACUCCACUUCUGACAUGUAUGCUAAUGGCAACGGAACUGGAUCUUCGAUCCUGAUGGGUCACAAGCAUCAAAGUAGUGUUUCUUCGGUCCAACUCAACCAUCCACAGCCUCUGGGACAUUAUACUACCAGUGGUGGCAACAAUGGCGGUAUUAACCAUCAAUUCACUCCACCCCCAGGGUCUUACCACCAGCCCAAUUACUACUCACAUUACCAACAACAGCAGCAGGUUCAACCUCAGGCGCAGUUCAAGAGUAAUGUAUUCCCUGGUCAACACCACCUUCCACAGCAAUUCCAACAAGCACCAGCUCUUCAACACUUACAAAACCCUGGUCAAGCUGGAAACAACUUUGUGCGUGGUCAUGGAGUUAACCACGGUCACAAUCUCUCGAUCUCUUCCACCUCAUCUUUACCCAAUGGAGGUGUUGGAUCCGAGGGGUUGAUGUUCAACGGUAACCCUUUGGCAUUCAACUACUACCAGUGAGCAGAUAACCAUAGAUCCUGUUUACAAUGACUAUCCAUAUUCCGAUUGCAUUUUACCUGUUUAUUUAUUUUGAUAUUUGUUUCUUCCCAGUGUUCCAUUUCCAAUAUCCAACCCGUCACCUAUUUAUGUAUUAUGUUUUUGUUCUGGCGAUUCUGUUACACGAGAAUUUCAAAAAGUGUAUCAGUUGUGUUAUUAUGAUUAUCGUCCGAUAAUGUUUGAUCUAAUUGUUUAUGAAAACCAAAAAGACAAAAAAAAAAAACUCCAAAAGAAAAUCCCACUGCAUCAGGGACAAUUAGCCUAUUGGCUGUCAUUCGAUUUGCUGCGAAGUUGCUAAUCUUUGCACACACUUCACAAGUGAAG
This is a messenger RNA of Suhomyces tanzawaensis NRRL Y-17324, 1530 nucleotides long. RefSeq lists its product as uncharacterized. Bases 55 to 1170 code for a protein of 371 amino acids. The record is from RefSeq and is a predicted model, not a curated record. The transcript has a single exon. NCBI's taxonomy places the organism in Eukaryota, Fungi, Ascomycota, Pichiomycetes, Serinales, Debaryomycetaceae.